ACAAUUCUGUCCACACGGCCACCCCAAGUGUAUUCCUCUUUGAUUGGUCUACAUAAAUCCUCCCCCCUCCUCGUCUCUCUUUAUCGAUUCCUUUUCAAACGCAGCGUAAACUUUUGCAGAAGGACACAGAUUCUUGUUAGAAUCAAUGGCUAAAGAAGGGGAAGUGAUUGCAAUUCACAGCGUUGAGGAAUUCGACGCGCAAGUACGCAUAGGAAAGGAAAUGAGUAAAGUGAUUGUGGUGGAUUUUACUGCUUCUUGGUGUCCACCAUGCCGCUUCAUAGCUCCAAUAUUCGCAGACUUGGCUAAGAAGAACCACCAUGCCAUUUUCCUGAAAGUGGACGUUGAUGAAGUUCAAGCAAUUGCUGCGAGGUUCGACGUUGAAGCAAUGCCGACCUUUGCUUUCGUGAGAGAUGAGGUGGAAGUUAGCUCUCACAAGAUCGUCGGUGCUGAAAAAGAUAGGCUGAUACAGUUGGUAUCUGAGUUGUGCGGUCCAGUUCCAUCAACUCCUAAGGCAUAAAUGGUCAGCUCGGAAGCUCAUUUUGCCUCUUAUUAUUAUGGUGCAUUGUUGAUGAUUCUGAUUUCGAGUUUUUUCAUGGAUUUCAUGACAAUAUGUCUGAGAUGUGUACUUGUUUAAUAAACGUUUGUAGAAUAAUAAAUAUACAAUAAGAUUUAAUAUAUAAAUUAGCUGUUUGAGCUUUUGAAUUAA
Messenger RNA from Cucumis sativus (cucumber), 706 nucleotides. RefSeq names its product thioredoxin H1-like. The record is from RefSeq and is a predicted model, not a curated record. NCBI's taxonomy places the organism in Eukaryota, Viridiplantae, Streptophyta, Magnoliopsida, Cucurbitales, Cucurbitaceae. The coding region runs from base 146 to 517 and encodes 123 amino acids. The transcript is spliced from 3 exons.